AUGGCUGGCCUUUUUAGACUGCUGAAAAUGCAGUACACCCCACCCACUGAUCCUCAGGGGGUAUCCUUUGCCGGCAAAGUUGUACUCCUGACAGGUGCCACCUCGGGCUUGGGCUUCGAAGCUGCCAUCAAGAUUUUGAAUCUCGGCGUCGACAGACUCAUCAUUGGAUCGCGUAGCGCCGAGCGCGGCAAACAAACCAGACUCGAACUGGAGCGAAUCACCAAACGGCACAACGUCGUCAAAGUCUGGGAGCUCGAAAUGAACAGCUUCCGCAGCGUCAAAGUCUUCACUGACCGUGUCAACAAUGAGCUGGAGCGCCUCGACAUUGCUUUGCUCAACGCUGGUCUCUGGAAUCGCGGAUACAACCAAUCCCCCGAAGGAUGGGAGGAGAGUCUCCAGGUCAACGCUCUCUCCACCUCGAUGCUGGCUCUGCUGUUGAUCCCCAAGCUGAGGAAAAGCGCCACGGCCACUGAUCCCGCGCAUCUGAGCGUCGUCUCAAGUCAGCAAUUUGUCCGGGUCAAGGCUCAGAGUCUGCAAACUGAUGGCCCGCUGCUACCCCACGUCAACGACGCUGCCAACUUCAAGGGCGCUAAGCAAUAUGGUAUCUCGAAGCUGUUGCUCGAAUUUGCAAUGAAGAAAAUCGCCGCUCUCUCGCGCAAUGAGGAUGGCUCGCAUCCCCUCAUCGUCAACACCAUCAGCCCUGGUCUCUGCGUGUCGGGCUUAGGCCGUCAAUACAACUCCUGGUAUGAGAAGUGUAUCGUCUGGGUGAUGCACAGGUUGUUUGCCCGCACCACCGAGGAAGGAAGUCGGUCUUUGGUCAGCGCCACUCUUCAGGGCGUUGAGUCGCAGGGCAAGUGCUGGCGCAGUGACGGAUACCUUGAUGAAUCCACUGCUCUGACUACCGGGUCCCAUGCGGAGGAGCUCCAAGAAAAGAUCUGGGCGGAGAUCAUCGCUGUCUUGGAGGCCGAGGCCCCCGAGAUCUCCAUCAUCGCUCGCGGUGUCUACCAGGGUGUUUAG
Molecule: messenger RNA, 1017 nt
Organism: Penicillium brevicompactum
Lineage: Eukaryota; Fungi; Ascomycota; Eurotiomycetes; Eurotiales; Aspergillaceae
Product: putative short-chain dehydrogenase/reductase family protein
Exons: 2
Coding region: 1-1017 (338 amino acids)
Source: RefSeq, a predicted model, not a curated record